Messenger RNA from Anopheles darlingi, 9465 nucleotides. Its product is annotated as probable Rho GTPase-activating protein CG5521. The record is from RefSeq and is a predicted model, not a curated record. The coding region runs from base 484 to 7404 and encodes 2306 amino acids. Gene Ontology annotation, biological process: regulation of small GTPase mediated signal transduction; positive regulation of GTPase activity. The transcript is spliced from 7 exons. Gene Ontology annotation, cellular component: cytoplasm; nucleus. Gene Ontology annotation, molecular function: GTPase activator activity. Lineage: Eukaryota; Metazoa; Arthropoda; Insecta; Diptera; Culicidae.
GCCGUCGUCGUGUUUUUUGUGUGGUAAAACUGGACGACGAAAAGUGCUGGCCACCGUGCGCAUCUUAAUUAGCGUAGUGCAAAAAGUGAUUUAACUUAAAGUGAAACUCCAGCCCACCCACAGGACACGGAGAGGAAUCCUGUCCUGCUGUGCGAAAUGUGCUAGCAAUGUGUUUCUCCUUUGUGUGCUCGGAAUUGUGUCGUGCUGCGUGUGAAGAAAAUCCGUCUGCUGACCAUCAUGAAGGAUUUGUUUUUGUUUUCUCGGUCGUGCCAGUAGCACCAACAGUAGUAACUAGUAACAGAAAACCUAGUAGGCUUCAUACUCGGGCAAACAGAAAGUGGAUGUGCUAAUCGGUGGUGCCACCUCAACCAACAACCCGCCUGCCUGCUCCCGACCAUCUCGGUGGCGCUGCUGCUUGGACGAGAAGUGGAAAAGGUUCCGAUUUUGCACCGUGCCAACAGGCAGAUUCCCAGAUGACGCACAAUGUUCACCAAGAAGACGAAUAUCGAUCUGAAAAAGUCGACCCAAAAGAUUCAAGACAGCAAAAAAGAUUCGGCCGCCCGUUUAAGGCACCUCAAAACGAUACUCGAGCACGUGGACAGCGACGAAGCGAAGAAUCUGUUCGAAGCUAAUUACAGCCACGUCUACUACAUCCUCUACGAUACCUUCGUUCAGGCAGAAGCGAAUCUUAAGCAACGCGAACUAUCCUUUCACCUUGUACAUAAAACGCAUCGCGAGGAACUGGAUGGAUCGUUAUGGUUGUUGAGUAAAAUCCUAUGUCUACUGCCGGAAUUGGUACAGCGACGAUGGCAGUGCCACUCGCUUGGGCGCAUACUGGCGAAGCUGCUACACUACGGCAACAGUGUGAAGCUGCGCCGCGAAGGUGUCAAGUAUUUUCUACUCUGGUAUCAAGCCCUGGGCGACAAUGCACCGCCCUUUGUGCACGGAAUGUUCACCGAGCUGGUGCCGGGCUUGAGCGUGCCACUGCGAGGCAAGGGCCGCGAAGUGAUCGGACCGAUACCGGGUGACAGUGAGUUCAUCGCUACCGAUCUGCUUAAUCAUCCAAAUCUCAAAGGUGAACUCGGCGGCUCAGUGUUUCACGAUACGUCCGCGACGCACCCGGUCAAGUCGCCCGAAAUACAGCCUCUCAUUCCACCCAGCUCGAGCGAACGGUCGGCACCGCCGGAUCCACGCGAUGGGUUGGAAAUACUGCUCGACUGCAUGGUGCAAUCCUGCGGGUGUCUGAAAUGGCGCGAUAACAGUCCCCAGCGUCACAUCAGAACGUUCAACUUCCUGCUGACCAAGUUCCGCGAGCAGUAUCUGCCCGUGUUUUGUCCCUCGUUCGAUUACAGCACGUCGGUGUACGAGCCAAAGCUCGAUCUACCGGUCGUGCGUAACGUUUCGAAGCGUGAAGAAGUCAUGAGCUCGUGUGUGGUGGUUCUCGUUAUCUGGAUUGCAAAGUAUACACACGAACGGCACGUUAGCAGCAAACUCGAGCAGGUUCUCUCGAUCGACGAUGAACCAUCGACGGUUGGCGGGCUCGGUGGAACAGGAUCAGGAAGUGGAACUACGUCCACUGCGUCCGCUGCUGGUGGAUCAUCCGGUGUCGCAUCGGAUCAUACGAGCCUGCUAUCGAACCUACGCCACUUGGGCUACACCCAGACACAGCUGGUACGCGAUGUACUGUACUCGAGUCGAGAAACGGUUAACUUUGUGCACGAAAUCUACCGUCAAGCGUUCCUGAUGGCCUUUACCUCGAAGUCGCAAAUCGAAGCGAUGCGCAUUGCCAUCUCGGUGUACCGGGAUUGGAUGAGCAGCAUUCCACCACCGCCUUUCCUGCUAGAACCGGAGCUCGAAACACUCCCGGUUGUCGCCAGUUCCGGUGAUCCUUUGAUGCCUCCGCAGACAAUGCCACCACCGACGAUCGGUGCCGGCCGUCCCGGUAGUCAGCGAUUACGCACGGAUUCGUACCUUGGCGCGAUGAUGCCCGCAAAGGAUGGUCAGGGUUCCAUUCGAGCUGGGCUGCAGAACGUGCUACAGGUGUUUGUGACGAACGCCGUAAAUGUGUUCAUGGUCAACACGGCCCAUCUGAACAUGCACUUUCAGUCGAAGACGAACGCGGACGGUUUUGCGACACCGCUCGAUGAGCAGACGGACAUAUGCAAGCGCGUCCUCAAUAUCUAUCGCACGAUGGUGAUGAAAACGCGCAUGGAAGCGCGAACCUGGGAACAGCUGCUGCUCGUACUGCUGCAGGUGACGUCAGUAAUUCUGCAAAACUCACCACCAAACGCAAAGCGCAACAAUCUCGGUGGUCGUCUGGCGCAACCCAUCUUCCAGACUCUGAUCGUUACCUGGAUCCGAGCGCACACAAAUGUACCCGUGAAUGCUGGGCUUUGGGAUCGCUUUCUCAAGGUGCUUUCCUCGCUAACGCAUCGCGAAGAGCUGAUCGUCGAGUGGGAUAAGACGAUGCAAACGCUUACUCGGGUACUCGCUCGGCAAGUGUACAACAUCAACCUCUCGGAUCUGCCCCUGGAUCGUUUGGCGGAGCAGAAAGGAAAGCGGAAGCGUGGUACACCGUCCGGUUGGGUAGCAGCAAGUGGCGGCGCCACCGGAUCAACGGUGACAACGGCGUCGCUGGCUGGUGCGACUAUCACGGGCGCUAGUACGGCUAGUGCCGGAAUGACAGGCGCUGGUUUCAUUGCUGGCGCUACUUCCACGGACAUAAGCUUCGCGAACGGAAGCCAUGGUGGUACCGGAGCGGUUGGCGGUUCGUCAAGUGGUGCUGGCCAACGAGGUAUAAGCAAUAAAAAUAUAAUGAUCGAUGAUCAGGGAAGACCGAUCACACGGCUAUCGUCGGGCGGUCGAAGUAGCAUACCCGGAACACCGUCACUCAAUCGAAGUUACAGUGAGGGAAGCCUUUUGCUGGCGGCACCAUUCCGCAAAUCACGCGCACGUCGACGUCUUCGUAAUGGUGGUGGUCCGAGCGGAACCGUUAGUCGAGAACAUCAACAGCAAUCGUCGGCGGCCAAUGAUCACUCCUUCGUGCGAAUGUUAUCCAAUACGUCCACAUUCCUGAGCAUUAGCAGCGAGAACUUGGAAAUGGCUUCGUUCUCCGAAUGUCACGAUACCUCCAUAUUGAGUAGUGGAGGAGCUGGUGUUGCUGCUACUACUAGCAAUGGUGGUGCUGGUAUUGGCCGGCGAGCUGUUUCGCUGGAUUCUGUACGUCCGAUCUCCGGUGGAGAUGCAUCGGGAAAGAAGAGCGCCGAAGAUGAUGGCGGUAGCUAUCAUCAUCGUGGUGUAGUUGGUGGAGGAACGGGUGGAUCCCGCAGUCCUUCUCCGACGGCUUCGAGCGGAAUCGAGAGUGGUUCGAUCAAGGAUUCACCGAUGCAGCUGGCAGAUGCACUCACGGCCGACAGUUCCAGCAUCGAUACCCAGGAUGAUCCACAAUCGUUCGGAGGUUCGUCGACCUCGAUGGGUGGCAUAUCGUCGGCCGAUCGACGAUCGAUAUUAGCUGGUGGUACGGCUCGCGGAUGGUUACCGGAUGUGGCAGCCAUAAUGUGGCGCCGCAUGCUCGGUGCACUUGGCGACGUAAACAAGAUUCUCAAUCCAAAGCUGCACGCUCAGGUCUACCAGUAUUUGGUGAACAUGACGGAGAGUUUGAUAAAAAUUCGCAUGAACCAAGGCAUUACGCUCGAGGGAGGUACCGGAACGGUACCACUACCUGCACCACUCCCGGGUACGGCUAAUUUGGUGCCACCGAUUGCUUUGGUAGCUCCUUGGUGUUACGGCGCACUAGCACUCGACGCACAGUACGCUCAGGGGAAGCUGUACGCAAUGCAGCUGCUCUGUACGAUCGUGCAGAGUGGUGCCUUGCUCGGCAACGAUCAGCUACCGCUGUUCUAUCAUGCUCUUCACCAGGCACUCACCGGAGAGGAUCGUGCGAUGGCGUACACGGCGCUACGGUACCUGGGAGGGCCACGCUUCCUGAGUUUGCUUCUUCCGGGUCACACACUGUUGCUGCUCGACCUCGUGCACGCUGCUACGGUCGUCCUAACGUCGUCGGAAACGGGCCCUCACGCUCCACGGGCACAGGUGGCGGGAUUGCUGGGAUCGUUGCUUUGUUUCCCACGGACCUCGCUACCAGGGCCGGUACUGCAACCGUCCGAACCGCAUAUCGAUCUGAUGGAGUGUCCCGAUUUGCAAGAGCAUGUCCUGAACGUUGUCUUACGCUGUGCACGGCGUGAACCUACGGCAAAGGCACGGUGCAUUGCCAUUGCCUCGCUUGGCCAGUGGAUACUGCAAAAUCUGACAAAUCCAGCGCCAUCGGCAACAGGUGUGAAUAGCGAUGGACAUCGAUUUGCGCAAAAAGUUCCACACCACGUUAGCGAAGCGCAUCAACAACGAUCAUCGCAACCAGCAGUCGCGGUCAAUCCACGAAUCCGGGAAGCAUUCCAAGUGAUCCUGCAGGCACUUCAGUUUAAGCACCAUACGAUCGCUCGGCUAGCAUCGGAAACACUGAAGCUGUGUGCUGAACAGGGCCACAGAAUUGAGCAGAUCGAGCGGUUGCCACAGCUCAUCAUUGACACCGUUUGCCUGUCGCUUGACAUCCACAACGUACCGCACCCGAAGGAUACGGAUAAGACGGUACUAACGUCGCUGCUGCUUACGCUCGGUGAGCUGUGUAUGUCCUUCUCCGUCGCUACACUACAACAACCGAAGCAUCACGAUUCGACGGAACCGCUCAUACUGACCGUGUUUCGUAUUCUGUACAAAAUUGCCACCGGACUGCAGAAUGGAGAGCGCAUCAAGCUGUUCACCACUGACGAGGACUUUGACUCGAGCAUCUCGGUGGAUGAUGUGCGCGAAAGUCCGGCCGGUGAAGCGGGUGGAUAUCAGACGGCGGAAACGAUCGCCAGUUGCAAGUCAGCAAUCAGGUUGUGCGCGAAAACGGUCGCCAUGCAUCUGAUUACCAACUUGGGUCACUUUCCGAUGGGCAUCGGAGCGACGCGUCUUAGCUCGCUGGUGGACGAACAGGAUGAUCUGUUGUUGCCGCCCUCGGUUGGUUCCGCUAAUGGAGCAACAACCACGGGAACCAUGGGCGGUGUUGGUGCUGGCGGAGUGAUGCUGCUGCAGCGUGAAAACUCUAUCGCGGGCACACGUGCCACCGAUUCUAUGGAACUGGGAGCGUCACAUGUACUUUCCUCGCCGAACUUACAGCUGCUAAUGCUUAGCCCUGAGCUCGUUGCUAGCUUCAUUGAGUUACCGUCGCUACGGUUACCUGGAGGUGGAGCGACGGCAGGGCUACUCACAGCCAACCGGCAGGUACGGCUGUUACUACGAGACCUAAACGGAAAGGCCUGCUGGGAUGCAUCGAUACUGUACAAAGAGCCAUCAGUAUCGCCACCAGUUGCAGGUACCGAACGGAUAGUGGCCAAAGGUGAGGCCACGGAUCGGCACACAUUCCAUACGGCAGCUGCCGUUUCCCGGCACUAUGCACAUGUAGGCGUCGGUGUUGGUGCAGCUGGUGUUGGCGGAGGUAGUAGUGGCGGCAGUAGUGGAGGUCAAAGUCCCGUUGGAACGGCGCGCCAUUUCGCCAGUGGCAGCGCCUCGAUCGAUCCGCUUAUGUCAACGGCGAUCGGUUUACCGAUGACCCACGGUCCGCGCCACACGCUUCGUCACCGACCUGUCCAUCAGCUGCCGGUUGCAAAAGAUUUGGCACCUGAUUUGGAUCAACUGGAUGAUCUUCUACAAUAUAUCGGUUACACAAGCCCUGAAUGUUUGGAUUGUACGGAAGUACCGCUGAAUACGGCUGGACCAAGCCCAUUAGGUGCCGCUUUGGAGGCUCAAACCAUUUCAAUCAUUCUCAAUCAACGGACGAUUGAAGCCGAGGCCGUAUCGCGGCUGCACGGACAAAGUGAAACACUCAUGCUGAUGGGGAUGGGUGGUUUAUCUUCCUUCCCUGGAGCGAACGGAAGUAGCAGUGGCAGCGCCGGUGGUAGUACGAGUGGCUACGGUAGUUAUCCGAUGUCCGGCGGCAACUGCCAUUCGUACACCGAAGAAUCUCCAUCACAAGGCUAUGCAGCAGUAGGCAAUGGGACGAUUGCACGCAGUGCCGGGUUGCAUAGCAAUGAGGCAACGAUGACAACGGCAACUGCGGUUACUCCGUCGAAACCGCCAUUCCAGCUUGGACGCAUCCUGUUCAACCAACUAGGUUUGGCCGGCUGGGAGCGGCGAAAGCGUACGCAUCUGCUGCAGCGCACCGAUAAACUGUUGCGCGAGCUACGCAAUCUCGAUAAUCAAAAGUGCCGCGAAACGCACAAAAUGGCUGUGAUUUACGUUGCAAAUGGGCAGGAGGACAAGAACAGUAUUCUACGCAAUGCCUGCGGCAGCAGUACUUACGAGAUGUUCGUGUCGGCCCUUGGCUGGGAGGUAGAGCUGGAAUCACACCAUGGUUUUCUCGGUGGGCUACCGCGGCAGGGAUGUGGGCAGACUGCACCGUACUACGCGACACCAUUCCUAGAGGUGAUCUAUCAUGUUGCGACCCGUAUGCCGACCGACACGCCCGAGGCGAUACUAAACAAAACGCGUCACCUUGGCAACGAUGAGGUGCACAUCGUGUGGAGUGAACAUAAUCGUGACUAUCGGCGCGAUAUUCUGCCAACCGAGUUCUGUGACGUGCUAAUCGUCAUUUAUCCACUAAAGAGUGGUCUGUUCCGUGUGACGGUAAAUAAAAAGCCGGACGUGCCGUGGUUUGGUCCACUGUCCGACGAAAUGGUCGUGGGGGGUGCUUGUCUCGCGAGUCUGGUGCGCGCUUCGGCGAUUAACGCGAGUCGCGCCAAACGUAGCUCGCUGUCACUCUACCAACAGUAUUAUGAAGAACGUAACAGAUCGCUAGAGACGGUAGCACAACGGCAUCGGGAAAAUAGUACAUUUGAGGAGUUCACCGCGCGAGUCUUCAGUCCGAUUAUGCCGCAGAGCAUAGCAGGUGGUGCCGGUGGACCUAUCGGUGCGGGAGGACCGAUAGCUUCUGGCACAAACGCCCCAGCACCGUUAGCAGCAGCACUGAUUGAUCAUCACAGUCGCGUCCCGUCUAAAACAUGGAUACAUCACCCGGAAAUGGUAGCGACGGCUCGGGAGGUAACGCAGCAAACGCUUGCUUCCGUCUCGCUGGAUCAACCGUCCCCGAGGCCGUUGCGCAAGCUGCAUCCCUUCAAGGCCGCACCGAAGACAAAAUCACAUCCACACGCAGGUGGCGUUACAUCAUCGGGUGGACAGGGCACCACGGUUGGGUACGGUGUAACACCGUCGUCAUCAUCGGUGGGGCUCGGUAGUGGCAUCGGAGCAUCCAACAGCAACAGUACGCCACCGGAAAGUCCUACUCUUCCGGGACGCAAGGUGAAAUGAGACUGGUGGUAGCUUCGGGCUACCACCAUCGGUUUGGCAAUGCAUCAUCCGCAUUGUAGCCAACCGUCAGCAAUGAUAAACACCAAAACGACGACCGUUGCCGCUAUUAUGGCGGGAAGCAAGGACGAGGCGUAUGACAAAUUGCUACCAUCCUCCAUCAUUCCAGCACCGGUUGUUGGCCAGCGAUACGAUGUCACAGUGGUGGCUACCAUAACGGCCUGCUUCUGCGGCAAAUGAACUCUGUCGCCUUAGCUUUUGAUAACCCCAAGGUUCUUCCCUAAAAUGGUCGACGGAUGUAUGAUAGAGGGAACGUAAGGAAGGGACGAACGUAUUCGCUAUUUUUCUUCCUUUUUUUGCGGAUAACAAACUUUUAGCUUUAACAACCAUACAAAGCGCGCGUUAUAGGCAGAUUAGGAAUGACCCUACCGAAUGGGUAGGUCGGAGGAUGAGCUUCCGGCCAAGCUCGGGAACAAAUGCAUCCUUUGCGCACUGCAGAAAUGGUUACUAUACACCCAGACACAUUUAUAUAUUUAUUUAUUAACCUUAUUAACAAAAUCGAUCGCGAUUCGAUCACGGCGGGUUUGACACACCGAAUGUUUGGAAAGGUGAGAAAUCAAAAGUGCGUAGCAGCAAGUAGCGGAGGGAACUUUUGGUGGUGUGGAGUCGUCCCACACACAGUGAACGUCCAUUAGUGAAGACGUACCGCAAAGCGUAGGCAGGUACAAGUAUUUUUGUUACUAUUUUUAAUAUUUACUAUAUUACUUUUGUCGACUCUUUUACUGUUAUACAAUGAUAUAUAUGUUUCCCCCUUUUGUGGUUUACGUUUGUUUAACACCCGCAUUAACCUGAUUGUCAUAGUGAUACAACAGAACGCGAUUACCCUGUGCUCUUUUCCGUCCCCUGAGCAACCUUUAUCAUUAGUACCAGCGCUAGACCCUUAUCAGUAGUAUCCUUUGGCAAUCAAUAAGCCGAAAGUAACACCUUAAGCCUUAAUAGCUGUUAUUUCUGUCACAAGAAAAACAAAACGCCCGAACAGUAAACAGCUAGACUCCAAUGGUAUAUCCUAGAUUCACUGCAUUUCGAUGGUAGUGACGAACUGCGUCUGGUGCCUGGUGGCAACGUGGUCGAUUGCACUGGGAGGUAUUCUGCCAGCUAUAAGCUGUAGAGCCGUUGGAAGAAAACAUGAAGCAAGACUCGAACAACACUCGAAACAUGAUAAUUCGGCUAGCCCUGGACACUUACUCGUGAAGCUUAUUUGCGCCUUCUCUGCAAGUAGUAUUUAUGAAAAGUUAUAGAAUCAACAUCAGCAUAGUCGAAAAAAGCGACAACAGGCUGGUUGGCGGCAGCUAAAGCGGUAGAACAGCGUGGAUCCUUUCAUGGACACAGAAUCUUAUGUAUUUAUACAGGAACGGUUCGUUUUUUCAUUGUUUUUUUUUGUUUGUUACAUGCGUGUUCCAUUCGGUAGGGCGCAAAACUCCCCAUUCGCAUGAAGUAGAUAGGAAUGAGGUCGCAAUACGACUGACUAGCAUAAUGGCGCGCAUUCAGCGAGUUAGCCCAGCCACUGUUCCCGCUGGGGGAAGGAGGACUGAGGACAAGUUGUGCACGGUGAUAUAAUGUUACAUUUUUCCAAUGACAAAUUUUUAUAGUAUUCCAGCAAUCGCUGGCUAGCAUCGUUCGAUAGUACUUGACUCCAUUUUGUAUUUUGGAACAGAAGGCUAGGCUUGCAUCAGUCGCGUUCCUUCAGAAAACCUCGUUCAGCGUUCGCGUUCAUCGAUUACUAUGUAUGUUGCUAAGAAACGGCUUGUUUGCCGAGUGGGCAUGUGUAUGCGAAAAAGAAGGAAACCAUUUGAAGGCGAACAAAGGCAUGCUCUUUAUACGCUGCGCUGGCUACAGACAGUUAUAACACCUACAAGCCAACAUCACCACAAGCUGAAAGGAUGGAAACAGAAGGGAAAAGAUUGCACCCAAAAACACAGAUUAUUGCAGUUAAAUUGUAAAAGUACAUACAACAAUGAAACCAAAAUUGAAGCUAAAAUAAAAUGCAAACCAAAUGAACUCGAU